This is a messenger RNA of Schistosoma spindalis, 852 nucleotides long. The record is from the annotation of a GenBank genome assembly. Lineage: Eukaryota; Metazoa; Platyhelminthes; Trematoda; Strigeidida; Schistosomatidae.
AUGUUUGAAUUUAAAUUUUAUGCAAACAGUGAUGACGAAGAAUUGAAGCGACAUGACACCGUGAUGUAUUCUAACUUAGUUCAAUCACAUACUUUAAGUGAUAGUUACAGAGAUGUUUUAAGUUUGCGCACAGAUUUUCAUGCAAUCGCAAAUGGUUGGAAACUGUGGUACAUUCAUGAAUCUGUUCUCGAUGAUUAUCUACGCACACUGCCCAAAAGUAAACUCAAUGUAUUUGAUGCUGUUCAUGCACGUGAGGAUGUUAAACCUGGAUUGAUUGAAGGUGGUUUUACUCUGUGGGAUGGCAGCAAGGAUCUCGUCAAUCACAUAUCAAAAUAUUUUUCGGAAAAAAUGUGUGGAAAAAACGUCUUGGAGUUAGGUUGCGGUUGUGGACUACCAGGUAUAUUCGCUGUAAAGGCUGGUGCCCGCUUAGUUAGGUUCCAAGAUUACAACUCCGAAGUUUUAAAAUGCUGGACCAUUCCUAACGUCAUCAUUAAUUCAGGAUCUCAAAACGAUGCUGAUAGCCACAAUGAACACACUCAGUUGGAAUUCUACAGCGGGGACUGGUUUCAUCUUUCAAAGCUUUGGCAGUCAAGCGCCAACGUAAAGUUUGACUAUAUCUUUACUAGUGAAACAAUUUACCGCGCAGAUCUAUAUGAAAGAUUGCACAACAUACUUGAAACUAGUCUAUGUCAAUCUGGGAUCGUUUUGUUAGCUUGUAAAGCUUCUUACGGACCUGGAGUGGGUUUUAUAUUCGACGAAGAUCACGACAUAAAUACACCAUUUGUUACGGUUUCAUCUGUUAAUAAUAUUACGUUUCGUAAACGUAAUAUUUCGUGUAAAUUAAAACUUUAA